Messenger RNA from Epinephelus lanceolatus (giant grouper), 1726 nucleotides. RefSeq names its product guanine nucleotide-binding protein G(I)/G(S)/G(O) subunit gamma-7-like. The record is from RefSeq and is a predicted model, not a curated record. Gene Ontology annotation, biological process: G protein-coupled receptor signaling pathway. Gene Ontology annotation, cellular component: heterotrimeric G-protein complex. Gene Ontology annotation, molecular function: G-protein beta-subunit binding. NCBI's taxonomy places the organism in Eukaryota, Metazoa, Chordata, Actinopteri, Perciformes, Serranidae.
CCAGACUCCUGCACAACCUGUGCCGGCUCUUUGGAUUCAUACGGCUCGAAAUCAUUUUCCUGCUGCUCCUUUUGGUCGUGACAAAGGACACCGAGUCCUGAUAGCAGGGUUUUUAUACUGAAGGUAAUGUCAGGAAAGAUGUGCAGCAGCAGCAACAGCGUUAUUCAGGCACAAAAACUGGUGGAUCAGCUGCGGGUGGAGGCGGGCAUGGAGAGAAUCAAGAUCUCCCUGACAGCAGCUGACUUGGUCCGGUACUGUCAGGAGCACAGGCGCAGUGACCCUCUGCUCACUGGCAUCACUGCCUCAGCCAAUCCUUUCAAAGACAAGAAGACCUGUGUGCUGCUUUGACAGUUUGGAGAUUAUCACCACAUAACGGACUCCCAUAAGGACAACUCAUGUCUUCAGAUUUUCUACUGAUAAAUGUGUAUAAGAUAAUAGGCCCUGUGUGAAGGAUUUAGCUGCAUUUAUUGGUAUAAAUGGUAUAAAAUACUCAUGACUGUUUUCAUUAGUUUAUCAUCACCUAAAAAUAAGAAUCAUUGUGUUAUUGUUACCUUAGAACGAGCCGUUCAUAUCUCCAUACAAAGUGUUUUCACGUUGGCUACUGUAGCUCACCUACAUGCUUGGCACACAGGAGAAGUUUCAGUUCUGCAACAGGUGGUGCCCCCAGAUAUUUUUCACAGAGGUGGCCAAAUGAGGCCACUGAAGAUUUUGGGGUGGCUCACCAAAACCAAAAGGCAUAACUGAAUUUAAGGUAUUCACGUCCGCUGUUUAAGUAUAUCUGCUAGUUACAGCUAUGUCAAGGAAUUGCAUGCUGUUAUUGGUUUCUUAUUUUACAGUUAACAUUGCUAAUUAUCUGAUGUGCAUAGACGAAUACUGGUACAGUUAAUAUUUUGAGUUCCAGAACAAUCCUGUUUUAAUGUGUUAUGUAUCUAUAUAAGUGUUUGGCGAUUCACUGUUCUUCAAGUAGGUUUUCCUUAAAAAGAUAAAUAUACAGCUUUAAUUUUAAGGAGUACAUUGAUUCAAAGGAACAAAAACAUCUACUAGGAACAUGUCUCAAGUUGACGAGUAUUCAAAGCAUUCGGAUAUCUUGAGGUGGGACCCAAGGAACCUUCUUUGAAAAUGACCAUGUUGAGGCCUUUGCACACCGAGUCUGUUUUUUCGUCCAGAAUUGUCACACAUCUAAAGAUAAAUAAGACUUUACAUUUGCACACUGAGUCCAAUACUUUCAUCCGUCAUUAAAAGUUUCAAAACAGGUUCUAUUUUGUGUUUUUCGCAUCUGUCAGUGCAUUUAGAAACGUUGGACCAAGAAUCAGUGAAGAAAAUGUGGCGGCAGGACACUGCCUCUACAAGACAGAGGAACAGGGCGCACAGAAUCAUUGCUAAACUCAGAUAGCUUCUUUCAACAGGUCAGAUAGUAAUAUUCAGGUAGGUGAUGAUGAAGAGGAGGAUGUAGACCGCACACAGAAUGUGGAGAGAGAGAGGGAGGACAGCUCCACCCCUUCGUGCAGCCGCAGUGCCAAAUGAAAGACAUGGAGGAAGUGAUGUCGGUCAGACAGGUAACUCCAGAGGAGAGAGGCAGAGAGGGAAAUGUCUUUUUUUAUUUUGUCAUGUAUUGCGAAUUUUAGCACCAAAUAGAAAAAUAAAACACAUCAGAAUCAGCGUGCAAGGACUGACAUAUUGACAGAUAAAGAAACGCAUCUGUAAAAAACAGACUCAGUGUGCAAAG